This is a messenger RNA of Zerene cesonia (dogface butterfly), 1459 nucleotides long. RefSeq lists its product as uncharacterized. The record is from RefSeq and is a predicted model, not a curated record. Bases 40 to 591 code for a protein of 183 amino acids. The transcript has 4 exons. NCBI's taxonomy places the organism in Eukaryota, Metazoa, Arthropoda, Insecta, Lepidoptera, Pieridae.
AGUCUGUGUUGCCAUACGAAGCGUUAAGGCGCGUUCACAAUGCAUAUAUUUUUGGUGGUCAAGAUGUGGUGCAGGAGACAGGCCGCGGCAGCCAUUUUGCCUCUGUUACUGGCUGGUUGGCUUACGGGGGAAUCCUCUGAGGCACUCACGACGUUCGGAAAGAGUAAUACGCAAGCGCCUAAAGAUGUUGCGCCGACGCCGCCUCCGGCCCGCGCAUGUUCCCGCCAGGCGGAGUGCGCUGGUAUAACCAGUUCAUCCUGUGUGAGGACCCACUACGACCCAGUGACACGGUGCCUGUGUGGGGACAAUCUGCCCCCGGUCAAUGGGCAGUGUGAAGCGCAGACGAAAACUCUCUACCACGUGUGCGCAAACAGUGACGAAUGUAACGACGGGCUGAUUUGCGGCUCGCCGAACAUAACUGGCGCUGCGCCUGCGCACAUGCGGGUGUUCAUGCCGCAAGACAAGAUCUGCCUGUGUGAUACUGAGAACGGAUACAAGGAGAAGGAACACACUUGCAAUGAUGCAGACAUUUUGAACACGUCUCUCUUCGCUAUCCUCGUCGUUUCUUGUUUAAGAAAAAUAGUAUUGUAAAUAAUUUAUAGUCGAACACUGCAAUUUUUAGACGUUUCUGAGUAAUAUGUUGCCUGCAAGCUUAUUUCGGUGAACUUUAAACGCAUUAGAUAUAGGAAUAUGAGGGGCGUAGCUAUCACCGUAUGUACAGAGGCCUCAAGCUUAGAGGAUUCUAACGAGUUUACUAUUGCGAGUUUUCCUUUACAUUCUUAUAUUGUGUGUCACCAUAAAUCCUGCCCCUCCCUCACAGAUACAUACAUAGCAAGGCUCGCUACGCCACUGAUGCUAGUAAUGACAUUAUCGAAAUAAUACCUAGACACGCUAAAUACAUGACAUUCUAUAUUGUAAUAUGCACUAUUUGUUGUAGGCAAAGCAAAUAAAAUAUGAUUGUUUAAACAUAGAAUUUUCGUAGUCUUUUGUAGAAUUUUGUAUUUUUUUUUUAUUACGAACGAUAAUUAAUUGUCUGUGGGUUAUAGAUACGCCGAAAGCGUAGAGUUCGCUUUAAUUGUAUUGGUUUUUAUCUAAACAUAUAACAUUCAUACUUUAUUAUUUAAUAAUUUCAAACCAGUAACAUUAUCAAAUACUCAAUAGAUAAUGAAUCAAUUAAUGUCUACACACAUAUACUUUAAUAUUCUAUUAAAUUAAUCGUAGUGCAAUGUUACGUACAAUUUAAAAUAAAUCCUAAAUAGAGCAGAAAAUUUAUGUGCCAUCAUCCUUUGUUCAUACUAAGCUUAGCCUUCUAUAGAAUUAUAUUAUCUGUGGCAUAGCUUACCAUUAUUCUAAAUAGUAAUUUCCAUAUUAUUAUGAAGCUUGCUUAAUAACAAUGAAUUAGGAUAUCACAUUGUAAUAGAUUUAAUCAUCUCUGUAAAUAGAUUAUUAAACGAAAUAA